CAAGAUCACACUAACACGUCGAACGUGAUCAAGAAACAGCCAUGUGUAUGUUCAAGCCCAAGCAUCUCUUCCACUACGACGAGACCACUGGAAUGGGAACCGUCUCGCUUAUACAGCACGACCUCUACGUGGACAAUCUAAGAAGCUGGGAGAUUGAACAGAUGGAGUUUGACAAAGGCGAGCUCGACAAGUACCAUGACCAACAACCACCAGCGUACUGUCCAGUCGAUAACGACCAGGCACCACCACCACGGUACCAGCUACAGCAGCAGCAUGGAUCGCAUCACUACAUGGAUCACAAGAACAACAAGUGCCUACCAUUACCUGUUACAACCCCAAGACGCAAGCUCACACGGUUCUCCCGCUUGAGAACGCACAUGUUCAUCAUAACACUGUGUUUAGUCUUACUGGGUCUUCACACAAUGGCAUCACACUGUGGUUGAAUGCCCACUAUGAGCCACCACGUAUAGACAGAUGAGCCCCAUACAUCACAUGCCAUAUAUACACAAGCUUACUAUACAGUAAUAAUAUGAAAAAAAGAUCACAGAUUAAUAUAAUUGUUCGGUGAGAGUACUCUAUCUAUGUACUUGUCUUAUACCACUGUAUUACAGAAUGGUUGGAGCAGAGUGAUCAGUUAUCGUCGAUGUGCUGAUCGUGCAACUUGGCAUAACGACCACUUGGGUCUUCAGCACAACCCCAGUCAGCCUUUGGAAUCCAUCUCAUAACAGUCUCAGCAGCAGCCUUAGAUGGGAACAACUCG
This is a messenger RNA of Williopsis jadinii, 760 nucleotides long. RefSeq lists its product as uncharacterized. Bases 42 to 443 code for a protein of 133 amino acids. NCBI's taxonomy places the organism in Eukaryota, Fungi, Ascomycota, Saccharomycetes, Phaffomycetales, Wickerhamomycetaceae. The transcript has a single exon. The record is from RefSeq and is a predicted model, not a curated record.